This is a messenger RNA of Verticillium nonalfalfae, 345 nucleotides long. RefSeq lists its product as uncharacterized. The record is from RefSeq and is a predicted model, not a curated record. NCBI's taxonomy places the organism in Eukaryota, Fungi, Ascomycota, Sordariomycetes, Glomerellales, Plectosphaerellaceae. Bases 1 to 345 code for a protein of 114 amino acids. The transcript has a single exon.
AUGGAAAUGACAGGAAUGACAGAAUAUCGUCCGCAGCACGGAACGUCACGCCUGCACCGCACGCUGAGCGCAGGCGCUGCGGCGCUGCAGGAGCAGGCAGGGUACGUCAACCUAAGGGUUCAGGCUUUCGAAGCCGCAAGAGUGAAGCUUAUAGACACGUCCAGGCAGGAGCUGAGAUCCGGGUCGCCAACCUUGAUGGGCCAGUUGAUCGUGCAGGUGGACGAGGCGCUGGCUGGUUGGAUGGGCUUCGCCUCGGCGCGGUACGAUGAUCACAAUGCCUCUGUAAUGAUUCGCAAAAGUAACCGUGCCGGGCAGGAAGGCGAAGGUGAGUCUGGUCAAUGCUGA